AUGAUUUCUCGCAUAGGUUUGUUAAAUAAACAAUCCCUUAAUUUAUUCACCAAGUCCCUUGCCAGGCCCCAAUUCCAACAUCAAAGUCACCUCAUAAAUAAGUCCCUUGUUGCAUUUGUUGCCAAGAGAUCUAUCUCAACAGUCGAAACCUCUCACAAUGAAGAACAAGAAGUUUUGGUUGCUCAACGUAAAAACAGACCAGUUUCUCCACAUUUGCAAAUUUACCAACCACAAUUAACAUGGAUCAUGUCAAGUUUCCAUAGAAUUACUGGUGUCGCUUUGGCUGGUGCUUUUUACGCUUUGACCUGUACUUAUGCAGCUACUUCCAUUUUGGGUUACCAUUUUGAUACUCAAACUUUAGUAUCUGCAUUCACUAGUUUACCUGUUGCUUUGCAAUAUGGUAUUAAAGCAUUAGGUGCUUACCCUUUUGUAUAUCAUGCCGCUAAUGGUAUCAGACACAUUAUUUGGGAUUUUGGUAAGGAAUUAACCAUUCCAGGUGUUUACAGAACAGGAUAUGCUGUUUUGGGAGCUACUGCUAUCUUGGGUACCGCAUUGGCAUUCUUUUACUGA
Molecule: messenger RNA, 570 nt
Organism: Lodderomyces elongisporus
Lineage: Eukaryota; Fungi; Ascomycota; Pichiomycetes; Serinales; Debaryomycetaceae
Gene: SDH3
Product: succinate dehydrogenase cytochrome b subunit SDH3
Exons: 1
Coding region: 1-570 (189 amino acids)
Biological process (GO): tricarboxylic acid cycle; mitochondrial electron transport, succinate to ubiquinone
Cellular component (GO): membrane
Molecular function (GO): electron transfer activity; oxidoreductase activity, acting on the CH-CH group of donors
Source: RefSeq, a predicted model, not a curated record